Molecule: messenger RNA, 925 nt
Organism: Cokeromyces recurvatus
Lineage: Eukaryota; Fungi; Mucoromycota; Mucoromycetes; Mucorales; Mucoraceae
Product: NUDIX hydrolase domain-like protein
Exons: 2
Coding region: 69-824 (251 amino acids)
Biological process (GO): diadenosine pentaphosphate catabolic process; diadenosine hexaphosphate catabolic process; diphosphoinositol polyphosphate metabolic process
Cellular component (GO): nucleus; cytoplasm
Molecular function (GO): bis(5'-adenosyl)-pentaphosphatase activity; endopolyphosphatase activity; diphosphoinositol-polyphosphate diphosphatase activity
Source: RefSeq, a predicted model, not a curated record
UUUUUUUUUUUUUAAAUUUUUCAUAAUUUUUUAUUUUAUUUUUUAAUUUAAUUAUUUAUUUAUUAAUAAUGUCUCUCCAAAGAGCUCUUAGCACACCUCCUCCUGAAGAACCACUAAUGCAGACAACAAUUAAAUAUGAAAAAAAGGCUAGACAUGGACAUAAGCAUGAUGUAACAGAUAUUUAUAAUAUUAGACAAGUCGCUGGAUGUCUACCCAUUGAUCCUAUAUCAAAACGUUUUCUAUUAAUUUCUUCAAGUAAAAAUCCUGAAGCAUGGGUUAUCCCUAAAGGUGGCUGGGAAAUGGAUGAAACCCAGGAACAAGCAGCACUUCGAGAAACUUGGGAAGAAGCAGGUUUAAAAGGCCGUAUUACGCAUCAACUCGGCAUAUUUGUUGAAAGAAGUAAAAAAAGAAUUAAAGCCCAUCAUUGGAUAUUUGAAAUGGAAAUUGAUGAAAUUUGUAAGAAAUAUCCUGAAAGACGAAAGAGAGAUCGUCGUUGGUUUACUUUUGAUGAAGCUUUAUUGGCUACACAGAAUAAUUAUUAUAUUCAAGAAGCAAUUCGACUUUCUAGUAUUAGUCCUGAACAGCAAAAAUUAACUACACCUCGUUCUUCAUUUGAUGGCAAGCACAUGAAAUGGUCUUCACCUAUUUUAUCACCCAUUAUAAAUUCAUAUUUACCUAUCAAUACCACUCCCCCUUCUUCUGUACCUACAACUCCUGUAAAUCAAUCCAUAAUUGAAUCUCCUUCUACACAGAAUAGUAGAAAGUCAAUGGAUGCAUUUCAAGCUUUAAAAGAAUUAAUGGAAAAUGCUUCUAUUUCAGCAUAAUUUAUACUUUUUCUUUAAUACUAUUUAGAUACCAAUACUAUUUUUUCAUAUCAUAUAUAAUUAAUCAAAUAAAUAAAUAAAAGAUGUUCACUACAAAAUGA